Messenger RNA from Eleginops maclovinus (Patagonian blennie), 4314 nucleotides. RefSeq names its product alpha-1,3-mannosyl-glycoprotein 4-beta-N-acetylglucosaminyltransferase A (gene mgat4a). NCBI's taxonomy places the organism in Eukaryota, Metazoa, Chordata, Actinopteri, Perciformes, Eleginopidae. Gene Ontology annotation, biological process: protein N-linked glycosylation. Gene Ontology annotation, molecular function: acetylglucosaminyltransferase activity. Gene Ontology annotation, cellular component: Golgi stack; endoplasmic reticulum; endoplasmic reticulum-Golgi intermediate compartment. The coding region runs from base 420 to 2021 and encodes 533 amino acids. The record is from RefSeq and is a predicted model, not a curated record. The transcript is spliced from 16 exons.
CCGGAGGACUAACCGUCCCACACUCCAAUGCCUUCUGCCUUUAACUUGUAGCUAACCUCUGCCUGUAUUUAAAUAACAUACAAUGUCUAGUAUCCGUAGCUAGGUUGUAUCUUAACCACCAUGUAAAGUGUCGUGUCACGGAAUGCAGUUGACUGAGGACUAAGGACGUAGCAGGACGAUACAGGAGGAGGCAGUUUGACAGCCCUCCGAAAAAAACACAACGACCCAAGAAGACGCUACCCAAGCACCCGUCUCACCCCGGUUAACUGGAGCGUUUCGUUAACCGUUUAACGCCCCCAUAUGCAUGCGCCUACGCCCAUCCUCACACCCUGACGCCGGAAAAGAAGCAGGCAGGGCGGCUACGGCAGCUCCGGGGUCCCCGACACUUAGCAGCCGAGGAGAGGCACCGCUGAAAUGAGAUGAGGCUCAGAAAUGGAACUGUGGCCACUGCGAUUAUUUUCUUCACGUCGUUCCUCAGCCUGUCCUGGUACACAGCGUGGCAGAAUGGCAAAGAGAAGCUGAUAGCUUACCAGCGGGAGUUCCAUGCCUUGAAAGAGCGCCUUCGUGUGGCCGAGCACCGGACGCUGCAGCGCUCGUCCGAGCUCAACAACAUCCUCGAGCAGUUCAGACGAGCCAUCGCCGAGACCAACAGCAGCAAAGAUGCUCUCACAAACUUCUCAGAUGAGACGCAGAAACUCCUGAAGGAACUCGCUAACAGGAGACCCCUCCAGGUGCCAAAUAUCUACCACCACAUGCCUCACCUGCUCAACAAUGAGGGCAGCCUGCACCCCGCCGUGCAGGUCGGACUGGGCCGCACAGGAGUUACUAUGGUGAUGGGUAUCCCCACUGUGAGGCGGAAGGUGAAGUCUUAUCUGUCGGAGACACUGCGCUCGCUGAUAGACAAGCUGUCACCAGAGGAGAAGCUCGACUGCGUCAUCAUCGUCUACGUUGGGGAGACGGACGUGGACUAUGUUAACAGCGUGGUAGCUGGCCUGGAGAAAGAGUUUUCUAUAGAGCUGACUUCAGGUUUGCUGGAGGUGAUCUCCCCACCCACCGCCUAUUACCCCGAGCUAACCAACCUCAAGGAGACUUUUGGAGACUCCAAAGAGAGAGUCAAAUGGCGAACCAAGCAGAAUCUGGACUACUCCUUCCUCAUGAUGUAUGCUGUGAGCAAAGGAGUUUAUUAUGUCCAGCUGGAGGAUGACAUCGUGGCCAAGCCUAACUACUUUGCCACCAUGAAGAACUUCGCCCUGCAGCUUUCGUCGGAGGACUGGAUGAUCCUGGAGUUUUCUCAGCUGGGUUUUAUUGGAAAAAUGUUCCAGGCUCCGGACCUGAACCUCAUUGUCGAGUUCAUCUUCAUGUUCUAUAAGGAGAAGCCCAUCGACUGGCUGCUGGACCACAUCCUCUGGGUCAAAGUCUGCAACCCAGAGAAAGAUGCGAAACACUGCGAGCGGCAGAAGUCCAGCCUGCGUGUGCGCUUCAGACCCUCCCUGUUUCAACACGUGGGACUCCAUUCUUCUCUCGCUGGGAAGAUCCAGAAGCUCACAGACAAGGAUUUCCUGAAGCCUCUGCUCCACAAGAUGCACGUCAACCCUCCAGCUGAGGUUUCCACUUCAGUGAAGGUGUACCAGGGUCACACGCUGGAGAAGACGUACCUGGGAGAGGACUUCUUCUGGGCCAUCACUCCGAAAGCAGGAGACUACAUCCUCUUCAAAUUUGACCGACCUGUUAGCAUAGAGAAGUUCCUGUUCCGCAGUGGUAACCAAGAGCACCCAGGGGACAGAAUCGAGAAUACCACUGUGGAAAUACUGCCUGUUUCGGUACCCGGACUUCAGACCAAAGAAAAGUACAAGCGAACUGAAGACCGAUUUUACAGGAUCGGUCAGUUUGAGAAGGGUGUGGCCGAGGGAGUCGUGGAUCCUUCUUUCAAUCCCAUCAUAGCUCUACGGCUCUCUGUCCUCAAAGACUCGGCGGUGUGGGCCAUCCUCAGUGAAAUACAUAUAAAGAGGAUCGCAGGCUGACUCUGGAGCAUGAAUCACGGCCCCCCAGGGGACCAGACUCUCCUGAUUGCUUACGCAGGGCUUCUGGCACCUAGCAACCAGCAGUGAAGUCAUCCGAGCCCGCUGUCUGAGGAGCGCCGCCUCCCUGUACCCCGCUCUUCCUGGCGUCCUUUUUUUUUUGUUUUUUGCUUCCCAUCGAUCGGUUCCUCCAUUUCUCUCUGCAUCUCUCACUCACUCUUGUGCUCUUAAGUCAUUUCUCGAGAAUGUGAAUACUACUGUCCUGAAGUACAACAACUGAGUGCGUGAAGGCAUUCUGCUCCGGUUCUCAAAGUCACUGUGUUGCUCAGCGGCUUUGAACCCAAUCGGAAAAAAUGGACAAACGAGGACAAAUCAUCACAUCUGGGGAGAACCGGUCAUCUGGUGUCGAUGCUGCCAAAUCCUCCUCCUCCUGUUAUUCAAUGCUGCCACCCUUUGGGCCAGCUGGGGCGUUGCACUGUCACUAAAGCCUCAGCAAAAUAGCCCACGAUGAUGAAGAAUGUUGUCAUCGCUAACGGCCAGUCGCUCUCUGUUCCUGACAGAGAUGACAGAGCUCUAGAUUAACACCAGCCCAAACAAUGUUUCCCUCAGCCCCAGAGUAUUGUCCGCCACACUUCAAAUACUCCACUUGUCCUGAAACAUACACUCAGGAUGAGCUUGUUCCAAAAUCCUGCCUGUAGCUAGUCAGAAAUAACUUUGACUAAACUGUAGGGCCACUUUCUGAGAUAACUACCCUGAUCCGCCAAGAAAAUAAGUACCAUGACACCAUAUCUCACCUCCUGUCUGACGAGCCGUGUGACCUCAGUGUCCAUUUACAGUAAAACCAAUCAGACAUUGCCUUGGCGUCAUUUUCCCGAAACAAUAUAUUGUUAUAUUGAUAUAUUAUUAUACAGCUAUGACGAUCUAUGAAGGUGACUUAAUUUAUUUGAAAUAAAUCUUUAAUUUGUACAAGAGGUAAACUAUAUUUUUAUUCUAUUGAGAGAUGUUUAUGGUAGUUCAGAGUCUGUUUUUAUUUGUGUACUGUUGUGUUUUUCUUUCGUUUGUUGCCUAAAUUGCUACUCUACAUUUUCUUUUCAUUAUUGCAGCUGCUUGCAAACUUUUGUCUGCAGGUGCUCAGGUCAGUUCUUUUCACUUGAAGCGAAACGUUUGAUGUUCAUUUUCACUUCUUAAAGACUGAAUGGUAGGAGAGCUGAGAAUAGAUUCUGGUGAAGAAGUUGUGGGUCAAAAUUGGAAAACAAAAUUGUGCCUUAAAUCCAGGUCCCUUGAAAUUGUCUCUGCAACAUUAUUCCAGUCUCUCACUCUUGCCUACACUUUGAUUGCUGGAUAUACUAAUAUUUUUAAAAUAACAUAAAAAGUCAAAUAAGUUAUUGGAUGUUUUGAUCAAUAUCUAAGUGAAAGUGGUUUUAAAAAAAAGAUAGGGGGUGUUUUUUUUUUUUUUUACCAGAUCUGAAACAGUGUGAUUUGCACUGCUUUUUCACCUUUUUUUUGCCAUCACACCUUUCACCAUUGUACUUAAAUUUCCCAUCUUCCCAUUAGUUCAUUUCACUGACAAUUCCACAUGACGGCCUAUUUUGUCCAAUAGAGUAUCUGUUUUUUGAUGGGACAGAAUAUCAUGACUACUGAUGAUUGCGCCUUUUGUUGUAAGAUUUGACUGAGGUUGUGUAGUUCUUUCACUGAUUGUAAAUGUAUAAAAAAGCAAUGAACAUUAUCUCUCUUUACUCCCCUCACUCUUUCUGUUCUGCCUCAUUUAAUAGUUUAUUGAAAUUCACUCGUUUUGUGUUUGUGUGUGUGACCAAUGUUUUUGAGUGGAUGCAACUUCACUCAUUUUACCUGUGAGUGGUUUAUGGAAGGGGAAAGUGAAGUGCCUUUUUAGUGGAAUUGUUUUUUCCUAGUCAUGCUGUUCAUGUGCAUGAAUAUUGUUUCUUGUCUGAGCCGCCUCUUCAUCAGUCUUUUUUUUGGGGGAGAAGAUGAGAGCUACUUGGUGGUACAUGAAGUGGAAGUGUCAUUUUCAGUACUGCUAAAAGGACUUGCUUUCCCCUCUUGUUCUGGAUCCACUGAAUACAUUAAGGCUGCAUGAACGCUCAUAAAUCUCCUUCUGAUCCCCCUCACUGUAUUUAUGGACAGGAGAAAAAACGAUAAAAGGAACUCCUCCCCUCGAUGAAAAACAAACCCACACACCCAUCGGUUCAUGUGCCUUCAUCAUGUACUUGUGUAUGCCUGCCGCUGAUGUUUUUGACAUCAUUUUCAUGGACAUCUUUGAAAUAAAACAUAAAAGUUG